GAACAAUUACUAUCCAUUUUCUUUUACUGCACCUACCUUUAGUAGAAAUAGAACAGGGUUUACACUUCACGUUCCAUUCCAUUUCAUUCCAUUCCGAUCUCUAAAUCACCCAAAGUCACGACUCAAUCGCUUCUCCCGACAGAUAAUAAUGAUUCCCGCAAGAUGAAGAAAAAAAAGCACAGCGAAACAGCAAAGGAAGACAGGCUCAGUGACUUACCAGAUUGCGUUCUCCUUCACAUAUUGACAUUCGUGAACGCCAAACACGCCGUACGAACUUGCGUCUUAUCCAAACGCUGGAAGAAUCUCUGGAAGAGCCUUCCUUCCCUUAUACUACACUCUUCAGACUUUUGGACUUUCAAAAGCUUCACCAAAUUCGUGUCUCGCCUUUUGUCCCUUCGCGAUGGCUCUGUCGCACUUCACCAUCUCGAUUUCGAGCGUCACGGUUGCAUUGAGCCUCAACUUCUCAAGAGAAUCGUGAAGUACGCCGUUUCACACAAUGUUCGUCAGUUAGGAAUCUCUGUUAUGUGUGAUAUUAAUCACAUUCCGCUUUCAAUAUUUUCUUGUCAGACUUUAACAUCUCUUAAGCUUUCGGUUUGCCCUAAGGGUUACAUUUAUGGAAGCACGUUGUUUCCCAAAUCUCUGAAUUUAGGAGCGUUAAUCAGCUUGCAUCUUCAGCAUUUUACCUUUUGCAAUAGCGACAAUGACCGAGCCGAGCCGUUUUCGGCAUGUAACAGGUUGAGUGAUUUGAUUAUUGACCAUUGUACGGUAAGAGAUUCGCUAAUUCUAUGCAUAUCGAGUUCAACGCUCCGGAGCUUAACUAUGCGUUCUGAUCAUUCUAAGGACUUUUACAAAAUUGAGUUGUCUACGCCAAAUCUUCGUAGUUUCACUUUUACGGGUACUCCGUAUCAGCAACUCAUUGGGAACAAUCUUUCCUCUCUUGAACAAGUGAAUAUUGAUGCUGAAAUCUGGUCAACUUCGUUGGAAUCGCCUUUGAUCCUAUUUAGCUGGCUGCUAGAGCUUGCUAAUAUAAAAUCGUUGACAGUUUCUGCAAGUACUCUUCAGGUUCUCUUCUUAAUUCCUGAUUUAUUGAAGAUUAAACUCCCUUGCUUGGGUAACUUGAAGUCGUUGAAAGUGAAACUGAAACCACUUUCACCUAUAUUUUCCAUGACAGUGAAAGCUGCCAAGUCAUGGAAAGCAGCACUGAAACCAUCUCCACCACCUAUACCUGAUGGAAUAGUGGACUUUUUGCUUCAAAACUCGCCAUCGGCAAAAGUUGACAUGAUAAAUUUCUCAAGGUGAAUGCAACGAAGAUUCAGUCGAGAAGCACCAAUCCAACACCUACUACGUGAUAGUGGGUGGUGAAGGGUGCUAAUCGACAAUAUCUCCUUACAAUGCCUUCUUUAUUAUAUUAACCUUCCUUUUUGGAUUCUAGGAAAAAAAAAUAGUUCUGCUAACUUUAGUGAAGCGCCUGCUGUCUCAUUUGGUAAAACAUCUUGGAUGUCCACAAUAUCAUUCUUGCUGAUACAGUCUCAAUUUUAAAGCUAAAUUCUAAUAUGCAGACCAAACGACUUUCCGGGAGUAUCCCUCGUGUUAAAUUCUAAUGUACGAAUGCUGUACCUCUCAUUUGUAUGUCUACUUGUCUGUGUAUGAAUGGGUAUAUUCUGUUUUGGGAGUCUUUAUGAAUCAUUUAGUUCCUG
Messenger RNA from Abrus precatorius (Indian licorice), 1697 nucleotides. Its product is annotated as putative FBD-associated F-box protein At5g22720. Lineage: Eukaryota; Viridiplantae; Streptophyta; Magnoliopsida; Fabales; Fabaceae. Gene Ontology annotation, molecular function: protein binding. The transcript has 4 exons. The record is from RefSeq and is a predicted model, not a curated record. The coding region runs from base 163 to 1299 and encodes 378 amino acids.